Cryphonectria parasitica EP155 is the source of this 957-nucleotide messenger RNA. RefSeq lists its product as uncharacterized. The record is from RefSeq and is a predicted model, not a curated record. NCBI's taxonomy places the organism in Eukaryota, Fungi, Ascomycota, Sordariomycetes, Diaporthales, Cryphonectriaceae. The transcript is spliced from 3 exons. The annotation marks the transcript as partial.
GUCCCCCACAAUAAUGAGUCCUCGGCUCAUGUCGGUAGCCCGCCCAACACCCAGCGGGACUGGUACAUCGUCCGAGGUCUGCUCCGUGCUAUCGGCUUGGUGGACGAGGAUCCUGCCCACGGUUAUGUUGUUGCAGCCGUUGAUACGGGCGACGAGUUCACCUCCAAGAGGCCAGGCGUUAUUGCUGGGCUGGUCAUCGUGUUGGUGGCCAUCACGGGCGUGACUGGCGCACGCCUGGCCAUGAGGGCGUCUGUGUCGCAGAUGCGCUUUGGGGCGGACGAUUGGGCUACCAUCGCCGCAGCGCUCGUCAUGGCCAUUGUUGGAGGAGGGGACCACAUUUGGCAACACACUUAUGAGGAGUACAACAUCUUCAACUAUUACGGCACAAUUGACAAGCUCAUCUUCUAUGUCACCGUCGCCCUGAUCAAGACAUCCCUCACCCUCUUCAUCCGGCGGCUUGCCGACCGAACGUCCCUCAAGUGGCGCUGGUUCUGCGACUUGUUUCUCUUCACCUUGGCGGUCUAUAUCAUCGGUGCCAUUUUCUGGUUCUGCUUCUCGUGCGACCCGGCACGUGCCCAGUGGGACAGGCUCUACGGUGGUCAGCUGGACACGCCGGCGAGUUGUGUCAACACGGUCUUGCAGGGCGAGGUGCUCAACAUCACGCAUGUCGUGCAGGGUGUCAUCCUGCUCUCAAGCCCUGUGGUGAUCCUCUGGAAGGUCAGGAUGAAUAGCAAGAAGAAGAUGCGGCUGUUCCUCAUAUGGGCCGUGGGGCUGCUGGUUGUGCUCUUCGGCCUCAUGAGGAUGCUGAGGACGAACUUCACGAGCGACAUCACCUGGACGUACACGGAGCUGCUCGUCUGGACAACGUUGGAUGUCUCAGUGGGCAUUGUCGUCAUCUCCCUCCCCGUGCUGGACGCAUGGCUGGCCGACGGAGCACGCAAGGCCAUGACCAAGAUG